UCUAAAGAAGGUAGUAACUAAGUACAGUCUAGUCUGGGAUACUGCCGCAUUGAAGGACGCAUAAAGGACAUGAUCAUCAGAGGAGGGGAGAACAUCUACCCUGCUGAGAUAGAGCAGUUUCUCUAUACACAUCCCAAAGUACAGGACGUGCAGGUGGUUGGAGUGAAAGAUGAGAGGCUGGGUGAGCAGGUGUGUGCCUGCAUCAGGCUGAAGGAAGGCCAGACCUCCAGUGCAGAGGAGAUAAGAGCAUUCUGCAAAGGCCAGAUUUCUCACUUCAAGAUCCCACACUAUGUGAUGUUCGUAGACAGUUACCCUCUGACAGCUAUAAGAAAGGUCAAGAAGAACAUACUGAAGGAAGAAAUGGAAAAGAAAUUAUUCCAUUGA
Messenger RNA from Epinephelus lanceolatus (giant grouper), 384 nucleotides. The record is from RefSeq and is a predicted model, not a curated record. Lineage: Eukaryota; Metazoa; Chordata; Actinopteri; Perciformes; Serranidae.